AUGGAAUCAAAUGAAAAUGAUCAAAAUGAAGUUAAAAAUAAAUCUGAAGAAAGUUAUGACGAAAGGGAUUCCAAAUAUAAAUCACACAUAGGACGACAUUCGAAGAAGGAAAAUUCCAGAAAAAGAAGUCGAUCAAAAUCGGAUCAAAGAAAAUCAUCAAUUGUAAAUAAUGAAGAUGAUCCUAAAAGUGAUAUACAACGAAAAAAAAAAAGUGAUGCAAAAUCAGAGAGCAAUGAAAAUUCUGAACAAGUCGAAUCAGAAAAUUCAAAUAAUUCCAGUUCGGAUGAAUAUAAAAGAAGAAGAAAAAGACAUAGUAGAGAAAAAAAAGAAAGCCGAAGAAGUAUAGAAAGAGAUAGUAGCCGGGGAAGACACAGCCGCCGAGACCGUGAUAGGGAUCGUGAUAGAGAUCGUGAUAGAGAUCGUGAUAUGGAUCGAGAUAGGGACCGAGAUAGGGACCGAGAUAGAGAUCGGGAUAGGGACCGAGAUAGAGACCGAGAUAUGGACCGAGAUAGGGACCGAGAUAGACGAAGAAAAAGAAGACCAAGAUUAAAUAGAAAUAUAUCAUCAUCUCAUGAAAGAUCAAGAUCAAGAGAAAGAAGAAGAAGAAGAUUACAAGCAGAAUGUAUAAGAAGAGCAGGAGGUUUUAAAAAAUUAGCAGAUAUGGAAGGACAUGAAACUACAAAUGUUUUUUGGGAUGGUUUUCAAUGGGUAGCCAAAACAAAUAAUAAUAAUAGUAACCAAUUAGACCCAGCUAUUAUGAAUUCAACUCGAAAAUUACGAAGAUUAUAUUUUGGAAAUUUACCACUUCAUUUAGGAUUAACUGAAAAUGCAUUCCAAGAAAUAGUAUGGGAUGAAAUGAAAAAAAGAAAAUUUUGUAAUAAUGAAAAUAUAAAUCCAGUAUUAUAUGUUUGGUUUGCUAAAGAUAAAGGAAAUUAUGGUUUUGUUGAAUUUUCAACUGUAGAAGAAACUGAAAAAGCUUUAACAAUGGAUGGUAUGUUAUGUAAAGGGAUUGCAAUAAAAAUAUCACGUCCUAAUGACUAUUCGACGAGUUCUGUUAAAAACAAUCAAAAUAUAUUAAUGAAUAAACAAAAUGUUAAUCUCCUUGCUGCAAUUAGUGCAAACUUACAAGUGGGAUUACAAUCUUCAGCAAACGUUACAGAUAAUAAUGUUAAUCUUAUAAAUUAUUCAAAUGGAGGAAAUAAUUUAUAUGGAACUAAACCACUUCCUCCCCCUGGCACCCCACCAGGAACAUCAUCUUUAUCUGUUCCUAAAGAAAUGAAUAAUUCAAAUAUACAAACAAAAUAUUUAAGAGUUUUAGAAAUUGUAUCUCCAGAAUCAAUUAAUGAUGAAGAUUAUGAAUCUAUAUUAGAUGAUAUAAAAGAUGGGUUUCAUAAUCAAGGAAUUAUUAUAAAUGCAGUUUUAAUAAAUCAAAAAUAUUCAAACAAUACCCCAUUCAAUAUUGGGGAUGUAAUUAUUGAAUUUGAAAAUCCAAAUUCUGUUGAAAAUAGUAUCAUCACAAUGUCAAAUAGAAAAUAUGAGGGAAAACCAAUACGCAUGACUAAGUUAGAUGAAAAUGCAUACAAUACAUAUGUAACACCAAUAAUUGAAAAAAUAUACGACAGGAAAAAUGACAGAAGAUGA
Messenger RNA from Plasmodium yoelii, 1641 nucleotides. RefSeq names its product RNA-binding protein, putative. NCBI's taxonomy places the organism in Eukaryota, Apicomplexa, Aconoidasida, Haemosporida, Plasmodiidae. Gene Ontology annotation, molecular function: poly-pyrimidine tract binding; pre-mRNA 3'-splice site binding. The record is from RefSeq and is a predicted model, not a curated record. The transcript is spliced from 2 exons. Gene Ontology annotation, cellular component: nuclear speck; U2AF complex; commitment complex. Bases 1 to 1641 code for a protein of 546 amino acids.